Molecule: messenger RNA, 1391 nt
Organism: Malus domestica (apple)
Lineage: Eukaryota; Viridiplantae; Streptophyta; Magnoliopsida; Rosales; Rosaceae
Product: F-box protein At5g07610-like
Molecular function (GO): protein binding
Source: RefSeq, a predicted model, not a curated record
CUCGUUUCACCCAUAGAACAAGAAAAAGACCUUAGGAAAAUGGAGAGUCUUUGUCCCGAAGCAGCUGAAACCAUAGCCAGCAACGAAGACCUCCUUGCACAUAUCCUUCUUUGCAUGCCCCCUAAAUCUCUGCUCCGCUUCAAAUCCGUCUCCAAGCACUGGCUCGCUCUUAUCUCCGGCCCCAACUUCUGCAACCGCCAUGCCCUCCAAAACCCAAAUUCCAAGGUCUCUGCCUUCUUCGCCCGGACCAUAAUAUCUCAAGAAAUCUUCUUCACCUCUCUCGGCAACGACGAAAAUCCAUCUGGGUUUCGCUCCAAACCUCUCAAUUUUGUCGGCGACCCACGGGGCGUCGAGAUUCUGCAGUCCUGCAACGGCUUGCUCCUGUGCUGCUCCUCCCUCAGCACGACCGGAAGGUACUACGUUGUCAAUCCCACAACCAGUAAGUUCUCAACGUUCUUUUUUCCAGCUGCUACUAAAUCGACAACCGUUUCGGGUGUCGCUUUGGCUUUCGAUCCUGCGAAAUCGAUUCAUUACAAGGUUGUCGUCGUUAGUACCAUUUCUGAGUCAGUUGGAGGUUACCAAUUUAAGGUCUUUUUGUCUGAGACCCGAAGUUGGAAGGUUUUUCGGGCUAAUUUCCCUGCAAAAUUCGAUAUGAACUUCAGCCGUGGAGUGCACUGCAAUGGACUAAUUAGUUGGAUUGGCGAUGCAAGUAAGGUUUUGCUCUAUGACACAGAUGAACAUCGUUUCAGGACUGUGCCAAGUCCGCCGGGUCACGGCGGCUACCGAUGGCAUAGAUAUUUUGGGGAGUCUUGUGGCCAUUUGCAUCUUAUCGAAAUUUCUAGGCCGCAACUUUCGCAAUUUGAGGUGCUGGAGAUGGAGAAGGACUACUCUGGUUGGUUAGUCAAGUACAAUGUCGACCUUAAUGCCAUAAGCUCUGCAUUUCCGGAGAUGACUUAAAAGAUAGCAGAUGGCCAUUGACACUAGCUAACCAACUGAGAGAGCGGCCCUAGAUGAAUUAGUUGCGGCAAGAGCGGCUAGUUCACUAGCCGAUAGAGAUGACCCAGAUGCGAAUUAGUUGCGGCAAGAGCGGCAAGUUCACUAGCUAAUAGAGAGAUGGCCCAGAUGCUUCUUCAGGAAGAGCUGCAAAGGCGAAGAGCGGAUCUAAGCCUAGUAGCUCAGGUAAUUAGAGAGGUUUUCCUAAAUAUACUUUUAUUCCUUAUUUGGUAAUACAUAUAUAUGCAGUAGGCACUUUUGAGUUGUAGUGGACUUGAUUAUUUGUUGGAAUCAGUGUCUCAUGGUGUGGAAUUUUAGAGAAAUUGAUCAAACACCAUGUCAACCUGGACAUCUACAAAAUUUAAUUUAAAGUAUAAAUAUGUAAUUUACAAUUUUCA